AUGACCUCCCAUAUCAGCGAGACGAAUAGGCUGACAUUCCGGGAGACAGACGAGGCUGGAAAUCCUACUGCAACCUACAUCUACUCGGGAGAUGUCGCUUCGAUCACUUCCUCAAAGACACCGGCUGGCCGAGUAGAUGUAAUAAGCUCCUCUUCAUCUACCUCAUCAUGGUCAGCCAAGCCUCUAGUCAGCUCGCUGAGUGAUGUUUUUCUUCCCUCCGGAUACCCCCAAAGUGUCAGCGAUGAUUAUCUCCCAUAUCAAAUCUUUAACACAGUUCUGACGCAAGCAACCCACCGCAAACAGGACUCCCUCCAAGCCUUCUGCAGCUCAAUAGCAGGCCUCCUCUCCUCCCGAGCCGUCCUCCAAGGAGUCGGCGUCGGCAACGCCAACGCCUCUCCAACAUCAGCACUGCUCCUACAUAUCCUGCAGGAUAUAUCGGGCCGCAUUGCAACGAUAUGCUUCGCCCACCGCGUCGGCACAGCCCUCGAGCCAGAAUGCAAAACCUACCGACUAGCAGCAGACGUCUUCAACGAUAUCGCCAUGAUCCUCGACUGUCUAUCGCCGGGUGUUCCCGCCGGACCGGCGCGCGUGAUUGUCCUCAGCACAGCCGGUGUCCUCAGGGCCCUAUGCGGCGUAGCUGGGGGUAGCUCGAAGGCGAGCUUAAGUGCUCAUUUUGCCAAAUGGGGGAAUCUGGCGGAGCUUAAUGCGAAAGACUCGUCUCAGGAGACUGUUAUUUCUCUUUUCGGCAUGCUGGUCGGAUCCGUAGUAAUCUCCCACAUAACCAGCUUCAGCACAACCUGGCUCAUCCUCCUAAUCCUCCUAGCCCUCCAUCUAAGCAUGAACUACGCCGCCGUGCGCGCCGUACAAAUGACAAGUCUAAACCGACAGCGCGCGAACAUCGCCUUCUCAGCCCUCCUAGGCUCAGACAGGGGUCUUGCACUAGAUCUCGGUCUCGAUCUCGAUCCUUCGUCCACUCCAUCCGAAAAGAAAUGGACAAUCCUCACACCAGCACAGGUAUCCAAACACGAGCGCAUCUUCCACCGAGACGGAGCAUUGCAGUGGACGCAGCACUCGAGCACACAUACAACAACCCAACAUCUAGGAUCCGCGCAGAUAGGUGUAUCCAUGUCUACUUUCCUAGGCAGUUCCGGUUCCGGGUCCGGGUCAGGUAGUACAUCGUUCCAGCGCACCCUCCCGCUACAGCGGCUUGCGGCUGUUUUCACGGAUGAGUUCUAUAUCAUGUUUCUCGUGCCGUCGUCGGCUACAGGAGGGAAUGCGAAAUGGCAUGCUUCGAUUCUCCUGAAACGGGGUUGUGCUGUUGAGCAUCAGUUGAAGGCGUGGGCUCAUGCUUUGCUGGCUGCAAGGGAUCUGGGCCGGAUUACAACGGGCUCUGAUGUUGAUGCGGUUCUCGCUGUUGUUGAGAAGGCGCUUGUCUUGCUGAAUACGGAUGCGCGCUUUGAGAGAUAUCUGACCAGGCUGAGUAGUGUCGGGUGGAAUGUUGAUAUUGCGGCCUUGGAGACGAGGGGUGGACGGAGGAUUGAUAUUUGA
Penicillium samsonianum is the source of this 1548-nucleotide messenger RNA. RefSeq names its product RUS1 family protein. Lineage: Eukaryota; Fungi; Ascomycota; Eurotiomycetes; Eurotiales; Aspergillaceae. The coding region runs from base 1 to 1548 and encodes 515 amino acids. The record is from RefSeq and is a predicted model, not a curated record. The transcript is spliced from 7 exons.